UUUACUCUUCAUAAGGCGCUCCCUUUACCUGAACUGUGCAGAAAAGAAGAUGGGCGAAUUGGUCAUAAUUUUCUCCCCCAUCGAAUCACACGUGUGGCAAUAACAUGUUGCUGUUUUGCCUCUACACGUGACGGUAACUCACUGAGAGAAACACUCCCCUCCCUAUGUGGGCCAAAACACCGAUAUGCUUCUCGAAAGAUAAACUCUCACACCUGUAUACAUCUGCAGCGUACAAACUGUAGAGGGGAACCCCCACUCAACUGAUGAGGCCAUACCUCCCCCACUUCCACUCCUCCAAGGGGGGUCAAACAAAUUGGCCUCUCCCCCCCCACAACAAGAUGAAAAGUGAAGCCCCAGUUUGGAUACACCCUACCGAUGAAGUGGAUGCCAAAAAAUGAGUGUAGCUUCCCUUUUUCUCACCCCCCUAAAGGGUAAACUACUCAACAAAGUGAAAAACGACAAAGGGUACCUCCUGUACAGCACGGUGGCCAAACGGUUUGGAGAACUUCACCAGCCAAGAACAACAAGCGAAAAGAAGAGUCACCUCGAAAUGAUUGACGAGGUGUACUUUGACAUGGCGGACGCGAUGAAAGAAAAGAACAAACUAGAAAUGGAAGAAUAUAGCAGCCUGCAUAGAAACAUUUCCGAAAUUAUUUUGAGCCACAACACAUCUAAGAAGAGCGAAGUUGUGAAGAACAUAAUGAGGUACUGCAUCGAGUUGAGCAGAAGUAGCAAAACGGACGAUCAAGGAAGUGGAAAUAAGAAGAAAAAAAAAAAAGGGGGAGACCCGAACGAAGUGCAACUAACGGAAGAGGAAAAAAAAAAAGACGUCCUGGACAUCAUCAAGUGCAACAUAAAGGAGCACUCCAGCCAGUUCAACUCCUGCGAAAUAGGAAUCAUCCUCAAGUGCCUCCUCAAAAUUAGAGUGAACGACCCAUGCAUGGUAAACACACUACUGCAACACUAUUUUAGACGAAAUGUGAAGUUCUCUCAGUAUGGGUCUUUAUACGUACUGUACGCUUUUGCCAAGUUGAAGCUUCUCCCGGAGCAUGAAAAUAAUUUCAAACUGUUGUGCUCAGAUAUUGUGAAAAAAAUUAACAAUUUUGAGUUCAAAAAUUUAUGCCUUAUUUGUAACUACUUGUCUUCGCUGUACAAUUUUAACAGAUUUUACAUCCGAAAUGUGGUGCAGCAGAUAUGCUCACACCUUACUGGGAAAGACUCACAGAGGGAAAACCCCCCUGAGGGAGACGCAGGCGUAUACCCCGAUUCAGCGUGGUGCCCUGAUUCGAUUCACUACGUGGCGAAUGCAUGUGCUAGGGUUAACCACUUGAACAAAGAACUGUUUCAUUUUUUGAAGAACAAAAUUGAAGAGAAAGCCGCGUACUUCUCCAUAGACCAGCUGGUUUCCCUAACAAACGCGUACAGCAAAUUUAAAAGUGCGGAAGAGGCAAACUUCUUAACGUUAUACAUACGCAUAGCAGAGGAAUUAAUAAAUAAAUCGUAUCUGCUCAAACCAAGACAUUUGAGCGUUUUAGCCAAUUCGUUUAAUAACGCAUGUGUGUUGCACGAGGAACUGUUUCAUAUCAUCACACAAAAUAGCCUACACCUUUUGGGUUCUUUUGAACCGAAGCAGAUCGUAAUGAUAAUACAUGCGUAUGUAAAUAUUGGCUUGUCAAAUAAUGCACUUCUAGAAUCCAUCUGGAAUACUGCCUCGGUAUUUAUUGAGGAAUACACCCUGCAGGAGUUGUCCAUGCUGUUGCAGGCCUAUACGAAGAGUUCACAACACCGGCAGGAUUUCUUCCUCCAACUGAGCCGAAAAAUUUAUUCCCUCAUUACGACGUCUUAUCCAUUUUUGGAGCAAAAUGGGAAGGCCAAUUCUAUAACGUACACUUAUAAGAAGUACGUUCAAAUGAUCGAAAAGGCCAAGGGGGUUCUCAAUUUAACUCCAGAAAGGACCACCUCAGAAGAGCUCUUCUCCAUUUUAUACCUUUUGAUUAAUCACCAAUAUUUUUGCAGUUAUGUGGAUAACCUCUCAACUGUGGUGGGUGCCAAACAGGAUUGUCCUCUCCAUUCGGGGGGGCACACCCAAAGUGGGAGCCCCCCAAAGGGACCACCAACAGGGAAUGAAAUGAAUCGAAGCAAACAUCUUAUCAGCUUUGAAGGACACACGUUGGAGGGCGAAAAGGACGAGUCACACGCUUUUGCGACCAGAACGGUGGGGAUGGAAGAAGUUACUCACAUUAAGCAUUGCAGUGGCCAUAACAGUGAGACGUCUCCUUUGACCCCAACCCUAUCUGGUAAAACCAAAAGGCAGAAUGGUGUCGAUCCAAAUGAGCAUCCCAACCCUGACAGGGGUGACACCCAAGUGAAACAUCUCCAUGAGAGUGGCUCCCCUAGUGGAAACAACCCCCCGUCCGAACUACCCAAAAUGAACUACUCUAACUGCUCAGUUAGCCACCCCCUAGAAACAGACCAAAUGGAACAACUGCUUAUAACCCACCUGAGCAAGGACAUAAAUUCCACCUUGGUAUGCUCAAUAAUUUAUUCCCUAAUUAAAGGGAACUGCUUGCUCCAGUACGACUUGCUCAUCUGCCUAUCCAAAUUAGCCCUCAUCUUUCUCAAGCAGUUUAAAAGUUCCGAGCUAGCCAAUGUGUGUUCCGCUCUCUCAGAGGCUUACGUACGUGCCUCGGAUGAAAAUAAUAGGCAGAAUGAACUCAUAGCGAAACGGCAAAAUGGGAGGGACUCUUUGGAUACCGCUGACGAGGGAGCUGCUCCGUCUGAAACUACCUCAACAUUGAGAGUGCACCCCCCCAAUGGGAAAAACAAAACGGAGAAGAACGCACCAACCUACGAUGAACAGCUCUACAAUUCGUCCAAGCAAUACUUAACCAUGUGCAUCCUCUUUUUCGAUAACGUGCAAUCCCAUUUGGGAAAGAAAAAAAGUUCCUUUACCGAUGUGCACAGUACGUACAAAUUGAUAACUGCCUUUGGGGGGCUGCGGAUGAGCAAGUACUCCUCCAUCUCUUUGCAUUUAUUUAGGCUCUCUCUCCUGGAGAUUAAGCAGCUGUCCUAUUUGCCCCUCCAGAAGAUGGCAAACGCGUUCAUGCAGAUGAACGUCUACAAUGAAGACGUCUAUGCGUUUAUAAACAAAAUACAGAAGACGAAACGGAACAAGUGA
Plasmodium vivax (malaria parasite P. vivax) is the source of this 3178-nucleotide messenger RNA. RefSeq lists its product as hypothetical. Lineage: Eukaryota; Apicomplexa; Aconoidasida; Haemosporida; Plasmodiidae. The coding region runs from base 395 to 3178 and encodes 927 amino acids. The transcript has 2 exons. The record is from RefSeq and is a predicted model, not a curated record.